This is a messenger RNA of Rotaria sordida, 801 nucleotides long. NCBI's taxonomy places the organism in Eukaryota, Metazoa, Rotifera, Eurotatoria, Philodinida, Philodinidae. The record is from the annotation of a GenBank genome assembly.
AUGUCAUUUCAAACAUUAAUUGUCUUUUCUCUUUGUUUCUGUGUUGUCUUCAACACACCUAUCCCAAAUUCCGUUGAAAAUGAAAUUGAUUAUGAAUGGCUUGGUGGUGGUUUCGAAGGUGAUAUGAUCUUUCCUGAUGGAUUUGAUCCAACAAUUGAAUCAACUGGAAGAGGUGUGGCUAUUUAUGGACCUCGUCGUUGGUCUAAAAAUGUAAUUCCCUAUGAUAUGUCUUUGAUUACAAAUGCUGGACAUCGUAAUAUGAUUGAGUCAGCAAUGGCAACAUUAGUAAAUAUCACUAGUUCACCUAUAUCAGGUCAAACAACACACAAACCAUGUUUUACUUUUCGACCUGCAUUACCAAAGGAAUCAAACGUUCUUAAGAUUCAAUAUGGAACUGGUUGUAGUGCAACAGUUGGUUUUUCAUUUGCUCAAAAAAUUAUGACACUUGCCUAUCCUGGAUGUUUUCAUUCUGGUAUUAUUCAACAUGAACUUAUGCAUGUUCUUGGUUUCUAUCAUGAACAAUCACGUCCUGAUCGUGAUACCUAUGUUACUAUUAAUCGAGCUAAUAUUCAAUCAGGUCAUGAACAUAACUUUAACAAAUACAAAUGGGAUAAUACUGUUUUCAAUCAAAAUACCGCUUAUGAUUUUAAUAGUAUUAUGCACUAUGGUAGUAAUUUUUUUAGUAGUAAUGGACAAGCAACUAUUACACCUAAUGUACCUGGUGCAAGAAUUGGUCAAAGAGAUCAUCUUAGUCCAAUUGAUAUUGCUGAAAUUCGUUCAUUCUAUGGUUGUGCAGAUUAA